UUUUUACAUUCCCCUCCCCCUCCCUAUCGCAGCAUCGCUCUUAUUCCCGCCGGAGCCGCUGGCUUCUUCCGAUGAUUGUAACUCCGGCGUUCACCGACAACAGCCCCACGACCAGCACAACCUCUCUGUCGUCUUGCAGCUGCCCUUUCACUCCUUGCGCUCAACCGGGAGGAGCACUUCAUCUACUGUUCCACUUCCAUAGAAGAACAUGCUCGGCGGACUCUACGGCGAUCUCCCUCCGCCGUCGUCCACAGAUGACGACAAGCCCAGCAGCGCCGCCCCUUCCACUACGAUCUGGUCCAGUAGCGCCAAGUUCGCUCCUCCUGCCCUCCGCAAGCCCGCAAUUCCCCAGACCAUCCUUAGAUCCCAGCCCAAACCCAGAACCCUAGCCUCCGCCUCGCAGCCCAAGCCUUCCUCUGCCUCGCCGCCGGUGCUCGUUUCUGCCCCGCCUCCCGAAGACGUACCGGUGCACCCCGCGCUCGUCGGGGUCACCUCCACCAUUGUGGACGAGUACGACCCUGCGAGGCCGAACGACUACGAGGAGUAUCGGAGGGAGAGGAAGAGGAAGGCGUUGGAGGCGGAGCGGCGGAGGGAGCUGGAGAGGCGGCGGCAGGAGGAGGAGGAGAGGGAGAAUAGGGAGAGGGAGGAGAGGGAGAGAGACAGGGAAAGGCAGCUGGAACGGGAGCGUGACAGGAACAUCUCUGGAGAGGAGGCGUGGAAGCGGCGGGCAGCAAUGAGUGGUGGGGGUGCUCCUCCACGGUCUCCAUCGCCACCUGCGAGCGGUGACGGAUUCAGCAUCGGGAAGUCAGAGACAAUGGGGUUAGGUGUCGGCGCGGGCGGGCAGAUGACCGCUGCCCAGAGGAUGAUGGCAAAGAUGGGGUGGAAGGAAGGCCAGGGGCUUGGGAAGCAGGAGCAGGGGAUCGUCACUCCAUUGAUGGCCAGGAAGACCGAUCGGAGGGCUGGAGUUAUCGUUAACGCCAGCGAGACCAAGCCCCAAUCGGAGAAGAAGGUGAAGAGUGUGAAUUUCAACGGCCCUCCAACCCGGGUUUUGCUCCUCAGGAACAUGGUGGGCCCUGGUGAGGUAGACGAUGAGCUAGAAGACGAGGUCGCGUCAGAGUGUGCAAAGUAUGGUACUGUCACUCGUGUCCUCAUAUUCGAGAUCACAGAGCCAAACUUCCCCACCGACGAAGCGGUCAGAAUCUUUGUCCAGUUUGAGAGGUCAGAAGAAACAACUAAGGCCCUGGUAGAUCUAAAUGGCCGGUAUUUUGGUGGAAGAGUGGUCAGUGCAACGUUCUACGAUGAGGAGAGAUUCAGUCAGAACGAGUUGGCUCCAUUGCCUGGGGAAAUCCCCGGUUUCUGAGAAUCUCAUCUCGUUAAUUGCUUGAUCUUGUUAGGAGUUUUGAGAUUCUCCUUGGCCGAUAUUCCAUGCUCUUCAGUGACUUGGAAGAUUCAAUUCAUUUGGAGGAGACCGUUUCACCUACGUCUUCGGGUCUGGAAAGAUGAUUACAUUCUAUCUUGGCUGCUCGAGAUACUACUGUGCAAGACUUGGGGUUUGCGCUUAACAUCUGAAUUUUAGAUAGGCCCCAAAAGUAAUGUGGAUCAUAUCUUAAGCAUUAAGUCUGUCCAUCAAAUGUUAGAUAUCCAAAGGCCACCAAACAAGUUCCCUCAUAAGACCAUGUUCAACUCUUGUGCAUUGAUCUCUGAUGUGUUAAGAAUUUCUUGCUUAAUGUAGAUCGGUGCCUCGGUGUGAAAGAAAUUUUGCAUAGGCUUUGCCUAAAAUCUUAUUUUUCUUGUUGGAACCGAGUUAUUGCAAUAGCCUUUACUACUGGUUCUGCAUCAA
This is a messenger RNA of Punica granatum (pomegranate), 1840 nucleotides long. The record is from RefSeq and is a predicted model, not a curated record. NCBI's taxonomy places the organism in Eukaryota, Viridiplantae, Streptophyta, Magnoliopsida, Myrtales, Lythraceae.